UUAAAAUGAGUGAAAAUCAACAAAAUUCUAAUGAUGAUUUGUCCAGUAAUUUAUGUUCUUGUUCUACUAUUAAUUGUGAAGAUUCUUUAAACCGUAUAAAAUUAUUGGAGGUUGAAAAAGACAAAACAAAUUUGGCUUUUCAAUUAAUUUUGGCUAAACUUGAUUUGUUAACAAUUAACUCAACAAAACAAAAUUUCUCUGCAAAUAAUGUUUAUCUUCAAGAACAAGGAUUCUGUCAAAAUCAAACAAUAAUUAAACAAUUACAAGAAUUGAAUGAGAAAAUGAGUGAAGAUUUUAAGCAAAAACAACAAAAAGAAAAAAUAAAAUAUUUAGAAUUGGAUAAAUUGGAAAAAGAAGAGGAAAUUAAAAUCUUAAAAGAAAAUUUGGAAGAAACUAAAAAUGAUUAUGAAAAUAAAAUUUUAACAAUGGGAGAAGCUGUGGAUGGAUGUUUUAAAAUUAGAGAAGAAUUUGUGAAAUUAAAAGAGGAAAAUAAAAAGAUUUAUAAAGAAAAAUUAGAAUUAUUAGAGCAAUUUAAAGAUGUAUUAGAGGAAUUGAGAGAUGACAUAUUAGAAAUGAGAAAUAUGAAAAAAAUUUUGUUGGAAUUAAACAAAAAAUUGGAAAUUUCUGAAUAUUUAAUAUUUUCGCUUCGUCUGGAAAUUACGUUAAAUAAGAGGAAAUAUGAACAGGAAAUUAAAGAAAUCAAAGAUUUAGCGGAAGAUCUAGAUGAGAUAACAAAAAAUGAACAAUUACAAUUAGAAAUUCAGAAAAAAGAUGAAAAGAUUCGUUCAUUAGAAAUGGAAGUUAAAGAGCAACAACAACAAGAAAACAAAAUAAAAUAUUUAGAAUUGGACAAAUAUGAAAAAGAAGACGAAAUUAAAAUUUUGAAAAAGACAUCGGAUGGAGCUUUAGAUCAAGUGUCUAAAAUUAAAAAAAAAUUUGGAAAAAUAAAAGAGGAAAAUGAGAAGAUUUUAAAAGAAAAAUUAGAAUUAUUAAAAGAAUUGGAAGAAAAUAAAUUAAAAAUUGAAAAAUAUGAAGAAGAUAAAAAAUUGGAAUUAAUUAAUUUGGCUAAAAUGAAAAAUGAAAAUGAGGGGAUUUUUAAAGUAAAAAAUAAAUUAUUGGAAGAAUUGGAGGAAUAUAAAAAUAAAAUGUUAAAAAUUGAAGAAGAAAAUAAAGAAUUAAAUAAAAAAUUAAAAGAUUCUGAAUAUAGACGUGAACAUGAAAUUGGAGUAAUUUACUUGGAGAGAUCAGAAUUUGAAGAUGAGCUUCGUGAAAUUCAUCUUACAUAUGAGUCAGAAAAAAAUAAUGAACAACUUUUAAAACAAAUUAAAGAAUUAAAUUUGGAAAAGACUAAUGUUCUUGUAGAAAAUAAUUCUCUUCUUACUGAAAUUCGGGAAAAAAAUGAGAAAAUCAGUUCUUUAGAAUUGCAAGUCAAAACGGCGGAAAGAAGAAUUAAUUCUCUCAGUAUUAAAAUUGAUGAAUUAACAACAAAAUUGGAUCAAUUAAAUAAAGAAAAUGACAAACAAAUUGUUUUUGUGAAAAGAACAAAUAAAAUAAAUUCAAUUAAAAAUGAAAAUUCUUGUUGUGGAAAUAAAUGUAUUAAUUCUAAUUUACCUACUGGUUAUUGUGAAAAUGGAAAUGGAUAUGUUAAUGUUUAUGAGAAUGGAAUAAUAAAAUAUAGAAAUAAAAAUGUUGAUGAUUGGAAUAGCGAAAAUAAAUGGAUUUGUUUGUCUGCACAAUAUCCAUUCAACAAAGCUUCAAGUCAUGACAGUCUUCCGUCUUUAGUUUAUUUUGAAAUGAAAAUAUAUCAAGUACAUAAUUCGAAAAUGUAA
Messenger RNA from Meloidogyne enterolobii, 1829 nucleotides. NCBI's taxonomy places the organism in Eukaryota, Metazoa, Nematoda, Chromadorea, Rhabditida, Meloidogynidae. The record is from the annotation of a GenBank genome assembly.